This is a messenger RNA of Gongylonema pulchrum, 210 nucleotides long. NCBI's taxonomy places the organism in Eukaryota, Metazoa, Nematoda, Chromadorea, Rhabditida, Gongylonematidae. The record is from the annotation of a GenBank genome assembly.
AUGACGACGAUGCUGGUACGACGAGAUUCGGACGAGAACUUGGAUGACUGCUGUUGUACUGUGGCGCGUAGCGUGCAGAUUGGAGUGAACAAACAAACCUUAUCAAUACAGAUAGAAAAUUACACGCGAUUAGGUGGGGCGACGGAGGUAAAUCGAGCGCUUGCAGCGACAACCGCUGUGGACAAGGUGCCGAUAACUGGAUUGCAAUGA